Messenger RNA from Cryptococcus amylolentus CBS 6039, 735 nucleotides. RefSeq lists its product as hypothetical. The record is from RefSeq and is a predicted model, not a curated record. NCBI's taxonomy places the organism in Eukaryota, Fungi, Basidiomycota, Tremellomycetes, Tremellales, Cryptococcaceae. The transcript has 2 exons. Bases 1 to 735 code for a protein of 244 amino acids.
AUGCCCACCCCACCCGAUUUCAACGACCAGGUGCCCCAGGAUUAUCAAGAGUUCUUCGACUGGGACCCCUUGUACCGGGACACCGACAACGUACACCAACCCGAGCCCGGACCCUCCUCUCGCAUCCUGCCUCUUGCGCCCGCGCCCCAUGCCGACCGUAUGGAUUAUCCUGCCCCGGACAACGCUCAUGCUAGUGUUGGUCACUUCGUCUUAUCACAGCAACCUGCGUCUGCUGCCGGAGUACAGCUCAGCAAUCCCCCGAUGAGCUCGGACGCCAACACACUACCCGGCUACGAGUCGCCUCCUCUGUCGCUGGAUUCUUCCGCCUUAUCUCCUCAUUCGACCUUGGAUCAGCCCCACAAAUUACUUGGAUACCGCGACGGCCCCUAUUAUGGGGGGUCUACCAGGAACCCCCUUUUUCCGUCCAAAUUCCGCCAUGACGCGCCUUUCAUCAAGCCUCUCUACCGCGCCAUCCACCGGACUGCAUACCAAAUUAUGCUCCGUGACUACGCCAACGAAGCGCCUGCUAGGCAGCAAGAGUUGGCGCUGCGUGCAGCGAAUGCUCAGCUUUCAGAGAUAAUGAAGGGCGUCGAGCAAGACUACGCAAGGACUGCGAGGCGUUUGGAGAUAAGAGGGGAGCUCAUAAGAUUGGUGGUCCCAAAAGCAGAGAGAAGCGCGCAGAAGGUUGCGGAGGAUGCACUACAGGAGCUGCAAGACAAAUUCAGAGAGACAUGA